This is a messenger RNA of Chiloscyllium plagiosum (whitespotted bambooshark), 1076 nucleotides long. RefSeq names its product ras-related protein Rab-18-like. Lineage: Eukaryota; Metazoa; Chordata; Chondrichthyes; Orectolobiformes; Hemiscylliidae. The record is from RefSeq and is a predicted model, not a curated record. Gene Ontology annotation, molecular function: GTPase activity; GTP binding.
UGGGAAGAAAUUGCGCGACUGCGUCAGCCCACGCUGCAACAUCUAUGUAAGGAGGGAAAGUAACAAUUGGGUGAUCAGCUGACGCGGCGUCUUUGUUCUUUUGGAAUCCUGAAACAUUCGGGACAAUGGAAGAGGGAAUUCUCGCUACAUUGAAGAUUCUGAUCAUUGGGGAAAGUGGAGUGGGCAAGUCCAGCCUUCUACUAAGGUUCACAGAUGACACAUUUGACUCUGAAAUUGGUUCAACCAUUGGGGUUGACUUUAAAGUGAAAACCAUGAAGUUUAAUGACAACAGUAUUAAGCUUGCAAUCUGGGACACGGCUGGACAGGAGCGGUUCCGGACGUUAACACCAAGUUAUUACAGAGGUGCUCAAGGUGUUAUUUUAGUAUAUGAUGUCACGAGGAGAGAAACCUUUGGAAAGCUCGAUAAUUGGUUGAAUGAAUUGGAAACCUUCAGCACAAAGCAUGGAAUUGUAAAGAUGCUUGUUGGCAACAAGAUUGAUAAGCAAAACCGUGAGGUUGACCGGAAUGAAGGGCUGAGAUUUGCCAGAAAACAUUCAAUGCUUUUUAUCGAGGCCAGCGCUAAGACCUGUGAUGGAGUGAACUGUGCAUUUGAAGAAGUGGUAGAAAAAAUUCUACAAACACCAGGACUAUGGCAGGCUGAGGGACACAAUAAAAACGUGAAAUUAUCUGAAAGCACAUCCAGUCAGGGUGGAGCAUGUAGUAGUUUCUGCUCCCUGUUGUAAAUGAACUGGGACUGUCUCACUAUGUAAUACUGUUACUAUGUCAACAGUAGUGACUCUUGGUCUACAAAGGCGGGAAGCUGCUGUGAUCUUGGACCUCUGACCAUGAAAGCGAUAUGAGAUAAGACAGCGUAUUGCCUUAAUGAGGUCUUUUUUUUCUUUGCAUACUUCUCUUGACAGAUUGACAUGUAUUCUACUUUUUAAUUUGGUUUCUCUGUCUUUACGUAUGUUAUUUUAACUUAACAGAGAAAUUAUGGAAGUGGAAUUCCUAUUGAUCUGACACAUUGCUUUAAUUCAUUUAAAAAUGGAAGCCUGCGGGAUGGUGAAUUGGCUAAG